Molecule: messenger RNA, 543 nt
Organism: Henningerozyma blattae CBS 6284
Lineage: Eukaryota; Fungi; Ascomycota; Saccharomycetes; Saccharomycetales; Saccharomycetaceae
Exons: 1
Coding region: 1-543 (180 amino acids)
Biological process (GO): post-translational protein targeting to endoplasmic reticulum membrane
Cellular component (GO): TRC complex
Source: RefSeq, a predicted model, not a curated record
AUGCAAUUAGACCAAUCUUUAUUGAAACAAUUAACCGAUAGAAAGGUCCCCUUGGAAAGAUUGGAAGCUUUGGAAAAAGAAUGUGUCUUCGAUAAAUUUGAUGCUGAUGUAGCUUUUGAGAUGGGAUCUUUCAUUAGAAAUGAAGCUAAAGAAAUGUCUCCAAAUAAGGCAAUUGCCAUUGAUAUUUCUUUGCCUAAUGGACAUUGUUUAUUUCGUUCAGUAACACCAGGUGGUAGUAGUUUAGAUAAUGAUUUCUGGAUUAAAAGAAAGCAAACCACUGUCUUACGUUUUGGCCAUUCUACCAUGUUUAUGGGCAUUAAAAAAGGUAAAUUGACUCCAGAAGAGAAAUUUUUUGUCGAUUCUAAGGAAUAUGCUUUUCAUGGUGGUUCUAUUCCGUUAUUCAUAGCUGGUUCUGCUUUCCCAUUUGCUGUCUUAACGGUUAGUGGUUUGAAACAAGAAGAAGAUCACUUAUUUGCAACUACUGCUACUAUUAAAUUUGUCUCAAAACGUGCUGCCCAAAAAACUCAACUAGAUUUGGACUAA